Molecule: messenger RNA, 3957 nt
Organism: Cynoglossus semilaevis (tongue sole)
Lineage: Eukaryota; Metazoa; Chordata; Actinopteri; Pleuronectiformes; Cynoglossidae
Gene: pomgnt2
Product: protein O-linked mannose N-acetylglucosaminyltransferase 2 (beta 1,4-)
Exons: 2
Coding region: 483-2291 (602 amino acids)
Biological process (GO): protein O-linked glycosylation via mannose
Cellular component (GO): endoplasmic reticulum
Molecular function (GO): protein binding; protein O-acetylglucosaminyltransferase activity
Source: RefSeq, a predicted model, not a curated record
GAUGUAAGGAUGUUACUGCUGCACACGCAAAAAAUACAGAUAGUCUCGCGAGAUCUGAGACCGGGCUAUUCUUUAUUCGGCAACGGUAGUAGGUGGAGACUGGAGACAGAGGAGGCUAAAAGCGGAGCUGCAACUCUGCCACUUUCUGUUUCUGUGUCUCAGUGAGAGGUGCCCGAUGUGUUCUACUCGCCAUGCAGUGGGUGUUUUCGGGGACUGAGAACAUUGGUUUGUCCGUUUGAGUCCCCCGCAGCUGGUCUAUUCUGGUGUCCCCUUCUUCCUGUCCGCUUGUUCCCAUUCAGCGUCCGUCUUUGCAGCAACUGAUGCUGCUUCUGCUUCACUGAGCUAACGACUCAACUGUCUCCAGAGACGACACUACAUUGUCCCACAGAGAGCUGAGCUAUCGCCUGGUGAUAGAUGUCUCAUUUCAUCAAUCAAACUUCAGAGACCAGUUGUAGUCGGUUGGAGAGUCUACAGCAGCAGUGAUGAGGGCAACGGUGACAGGCUGCAGGAUGAGUGUCGGAGCACUCCUAAACGGGCUGCUGGUCUCCGUGCUUGCGGCUCUUCUGUGGAAGUACUCCAAGCUGAGCGAGCACGCUGCACUCUUAGAGGAAGAGUUGCACAUGACAAGACAGUCCCAGGAGCUUUCACAAGCCCGCAUUGAUUACCAUGUUGCCCUGCAGACACUACAGGAACAUGGAACCAACAUGGUCUGCACUGGCAAAAUGCACACUGACCGCAUCUGUCGCUUCGACUACCUGUGCUACUGCUCAGAGGCAGAUGAAUUUAUAUUUUUCCACUCCAAUUCCUCCGUCAUGUUACCUAACCUGGGGUCGCGACGCUUCCAGCCUGCCCUUCUGGACUUGUCAUCAGUUGAGGAUCACAACACUCAGUACUUUAACUUUUUGGAACUCCCAGCUGCCGCUUUAAAAUUCAUGCCCAAGCCUGUCUUUGUACCAGACGUGACACUGAUCCCAAACCGGUUUAACCCUGACAACUUGAUGCAUGUAUUCCAUGAUGACCUCCUCCCAAUCUUCUACACCAUGAAACAGUAUUCAGACUUGGAUGAUGAGGCUCGGCUAGUGUUCAUGGAGGGCUGGGGUGAAGGACCACACUUUGACCUCUAUAAGCUUCUCAGCAGCAAGCAGCCACUGCUUAAGGAACAGCUCAGGAACUUUGGCAAGCUAAUGUGUUUCACCAAAUCUUACAUUGGUUUGUCGAAGAUGACCACAUGGUACCAGUAUGGGUUUGUGCAACCGCAAGGGCCUAAAGCCAACAUUUUGGUCUCAGGGAAUGAAAUUCAGCAGUUUGCGAGGGUGCUAAUGGAAAAAAUGAACAUAACUAGGGCAGAGGAGGCAGAGAAAGAUGGUGGAAGUGUAGAACGUGAAAAGGAAAAGGAGAAAUACGAUGAUUACGCCGUUGUCUUCAGCCGUUCAACAACAAGGCUAAUACUCAAUGAAGCAGAGCUAAUACUGGCUCUGGCCCAGGAGCUUCAGAUGAGGGUGGUCACAGUAUCACUGGAGGAACAGUCAUUCCCCAGCAUAGUCCAGGUGAUCAGUGGAGCUUCUAUGUUAGUCAGCAUGCAUGGAGCUCAGCUGAUCACGUCACUGUUUCUGCCCAGGGGUGCAACUGUGUUGGAGCUGUUCCCCUUCGCUGUGAACCCAGAACAGUACACACCAUACAAAACCCUGACUUCUCUUCCAGGCAUGGAUCUCCACUACAUUUCUUGGAGAAACACCAAAGAAGAAAACACUGUCACUCACCCAGACAGGCCAUGGGAACAAGGAGGCAUUGUUCACCUGGAGAAGGCAGAGCAGGACCGAAUUAUAGCAAGUAAGGAGGUCCCAAGACACCUUUGCUGCCGCAACCCAGAGUGGCUCUUCAGGAUCUACCAGGACACUUUGGUGGAUAUCCCCUCCUUACUUGAUGUCCUAAAGGAGGGAAGAAACUCAAAAACCAACUUUAGGAAGUCAAAACCAGCCAGUACGGUUCACCCAGGCCGGGUGAGAGAACCUCAUUGUCAAACAUCUGUACAAACGAGGAACGAGGCCAAACUCACAGUCUCCUGGCAGAUACCGUGGAACCUCAAAUACCUGAAGGUACGGGAGGUAAAGUACGAGGUCUGGAUCCAGGAGCAGGGAGAGAACACCUACAUGCCUUACAUCCUUCCCCAGCAGAACUACACUUUCUCAGAGAACAUCAAACCUUUCACCACCUACCUGGUGUGGGUCAGGUGUAUUUUUAACAAGAACCUCCUGGGUCCAUUUGCAGAUGUUCUCAUGUGUAAGACUUGAAGACACCAGGGUUCGUUGCUGUUCCACUUAUGACUGUUCCACACAAUCUGAGUUGUUAAGUGGAUGUCGAGUGGUAAUCCUGGGGAAGGAUGUAGACAGCAGGGCUUGGUCCUACAGAAGUAAACCAUUACAUGAACAUUUAGGAGAUCUGUGGCCAGCCAGGAGAACAUAUCAACUUUGGGAUGAACACCAGAGCCAGAACUAGAUGGCAACAGUGAACAGUAAUGGAAACUUUUUCCUGACCCUUUGAGAGAAAGUGCAAAACCACGCCUCUACUGACAGUUGCCAGAAUUCAGAUUUAUUUAUGUGCAAAAAUAAUAUAUACCUUAAUUUCUAGUACUAGUCAAAACACUGGCUCCAGACCUUUUACAGUAUGCAAUGUAGCUUUUUUCUGUGAAGAGGAAGAGAUUUUAGUAUAGGAUAAAGUUUUUUAUGUCGCUUUUUUUCAAUAGUCUAAUGUCAAAUAUGUGUUAAAGUCGGGUGUUUGUUUCCCUCACACAUGACUGAAUGACAUGCAGCAGUAUUUAAGAAACCAAAUCAAUACCAAAGCAUUUUCUUUACAUAGUAUCUCAAACUAACAUUCAUUUUCCCAUAUUCUAACUAGUAUUGACCUAAAAAUCCCAAUCCUAGAUUUGUAUUAAGUACUGUUAGUGUCAAAAUGAAGUUUCUUAAAGGGACAGUUCAGGGUUUUUUUUUUUAAAUCUAUACAUAUAUAUAGAGAGAGAGACAGGUGUCAGUUACUGACAGCCAGUAUUUAGCAUGAAGUCAGUUGGGGUGUGGUAGCAGAAGAAGGUAGACACGUCUUUGUGUCAUGCCCUAAUUUUAGAAAUAUCUUCGUCCUUAGACUGGAAAAUGUUUUUCUUUGUUGCUAGUUAAUGUUUGGCUUUCCUACAACACUUAACACAAAGAUUUUGUGUUUUUAGCUCGUUGCUGCUACCAUGUUAGAAUUACUUGGCAAAGAGUGACUGAACUACGUAUUUGAAUUAAGUGAUAGUGGCAGUGAGGAUCAAUAUCUCCUUGGUGCUGUAAAAUCACAUCUUUUCUCUACCGAUUUCAGUGCAAUGGAGUAUUCAAUUUACAAGUAACACAAUCUUUAAGUUGCUGUUAAACUAAAGUGUGGAAGCAGAUAUUUUAUCGUCGGAAUAUAUUAGGGGAACAUUUUGUUGAUUUGCUCAGUUCUGUUGGUGCCCCUGAACAUGUGCCUGACUGUCUCGUAGGAAUAUAGGUGGUCAGAGUUCACAGAGCAGCGUGUGUAAACUGCUGACUCUGUGCAACCACCAGAAUCAUUCCUUUUCCUCUGAUCAAUGGUUUUAGCACCAAAAUGCAAAUAUUUGUGCAAUUUUUAUUUACAAAAAGUGUUUUUGAAGUAUAAAAAAAGACUUUUACGUGAUUUCUUUUUGACAGGUACUUGUGAUCUGUGCAAUGCUUACAAUUUCACACGAAGAUUAGAACGGCUGCCAGGAUAUUAUAAUGAAGCACUGUCCUUCCUGUGGAUUACUGGAUUCUCUUCUAUUUUAAUAACUAGUGUGAAAAUUGGUUUCAUUAAGACCAGCUCUGAUGUAACAUAUGAUUUCAACACAUGAUACAGCGGGGAGGUGUAAUUAACAGGUAUUUGUAAGCACAGGUUUACACCUGGAGUUGAAGUAUGGCUGUGAAAAAAAAAAAA